This is a messenger RNA of Zasmidium cellare ATCC 36951, 4116 nucleotides long. RefSeq lists its product as uncharacterized. Gene Ontology annotation, cellular component: extracellular region. Gene Ontology annotation, biological process: proteolysis. Lineage: Eukaryota; Fungi; Ascomycota; Dothideomycetes; Mycosphaerellales; Mycosphaerellaceae. The record is from RefSeq and is a predicted model, not a curated record. Bases 1 to 4116 code for a protein of 1371 amino acids. Gene Ontology annotation, molecular function: protein binding. The transcript is spliced from 5 exons.
AUGGUGCGAAUGGUGAGCAUGAUACUGCUCGGUCUACUAACGGUAGCUGCAUCUGUUGCAGCGCAGUCAAGUGUGCGAGUCGUCACCGUUCUGAUCUAUCAGUCAUGCGGUGUUCCAGUCGAAUUCCCGUCGACCCUCGAUUACCCGACGAAUCCGGCCAGCUACAGCCAAAUGUCGACCAGGCCGGCAGGGCCAUCUAACACCACGGCGACGCAGUAUUUUUCUCCUGGAUAUCUAACAAGCAUACAGCCCUACACUGGUACAUUGCCUUUGACAGCUCCUACGACUAUCACAACAAUCUUGCCCAGUGGGACUCGAAGUGGCAUUUAUAUCAUCCAAUAUCCCCGGACGGGAUGGGUCACGGUCACGUCCGCAUACAUUGGCACGGCAGCACUCACUGGUCAAACAACCGUCCGAACAGUGAGCCCAUCCGGCGGCUAUCCAGGCACAUACUAUGUUGAAACGCCUGCGCCAUCUUCAACGUACUCGACGUCGAACGUCGUGGGUAGCUAUACCUCUAACGGCAUAACCUAUUCGACCACUUUCGAGAUCACCACAGCAGUCUCAGAUGCGGGACCGACUCCUGCAAUUUCGACACAGAUCAAUCCAAGCAUCAGCGAGCCAUUCACUACGACGAUUUCUAGCACGCCAGUGGUGCAGAUCCCGCCAUACACGACCAUCUACACGCAGUUUCCGUCUGCAUCAAGCAUUACGGCACCUGUCACAGUCACCACUAUUCCGCCAAAUUCAGCAGGCAAUGGACAGGGUACGAUCAUUGUGGGUGUCCCAGCUGUUCGUUGGGUCACCACGACGGUACGAUGGACUGGCUCGACUUUGAUCACUGCUCCCAUUACGAGCAGCUAUCCGCCGACAGGCACUGAGCCUGGAUCCGUCGUGGUGCAGACUCCGCCGCCUGUUGUUUCGACGACAAGGGCUUAUUCUGGCACAUCUUCGAUUCCCUCCCUUAUCACGGCGACAACUCUGGUCGGCAGUGGCUCAGAUGCCUGGACCGUGAUUCUGGAGACAUUAUCCGGGUAUCAGCCUCCACUCUAUCAGACGACAACUCAGCUGUACACAGGAGCCUCCCCGAUCUCAGAUCCAAUCACCACUACGUUCGAGCCUAGCGGCACAAAUGCCGGGCUGGUUCUGAUUCAGACGCCACCAGGCUGGGUCACUUCGACGAGGGCUUACAGUGGCUCUUCAUCAAUCACCGCGCCGAUCACUGCAACCUCGAUCUGGCCAGUUGCGGAUAGUCCAGGUGUUGUCUGGAUCGAGACACCGACUGGAUACGCGCAGCCUUCGACGUCCGAGCCAGUGCAGUCGUCUGCUCAGCUCAUCUCUUCGACUGGAUCUGCGCUGUCUUCGCCCACUCCAGCAGGCUCGUCCCCAGUGCAGAGCUCUUCUCUGUCCACCCAAGGAGGACUGUCGCAAGUUCCGAGCUCUUCUCUGUCUACUCAAGGAGGACUCUCGCAAGUCCCAAUGUUUUCACAGCCAUCCGCUUCAUCUACAGCUGGCCAGUCAAUUAGCAGUACAUUAGGAUCAAUUUCAACGCCAUCUUCAUCGCCCUCAGCCCUUCCAACAUGCCCACCCCUUGUUUGCGGCGCCAUCGCGAGGAACUCAACCUCUUGCGAGAACUCGUACGGUAAUCCAUACAACGUGACAUGCGGCAUCAGACUCUGGGGCACGAUCGCCAAGCGUGCUACUGUCCGAAACAGCGAAGAAUGCCUCGUCCAGUGCGAUCAGACUCCUGGAUGCGUGGCUGUCAAUUUCUACAGCCAGGCUUCGCCCCAACCCGAAAACUGCGAGCUGCUGAGCGAAGUCGAUUAUGAGACGAGCGAUCCUGGAACAGCUGGCGCGGAAAGGCCUGCGGACGUCGAGGAAAUCAAUUCCGUGCCGCCGACUUCGAGCGCUGAGUCUACGCCGCCUCCGCAGCAGCUCACGACGACUACCACACGUCUAUACACUGGUACUUCUCCGAUUUCUGAUUUCAUCACGGCUACAACCAUUCCGGCGAGUGGCUCUAAUCCUGCUGUCGUUGUCAUUGAAAGUCCUGGUCCCCCUGGCAGCCCUGGCUAUCAAACAUCUUUCAGACCUUACACUGGGACAUCGUUCUUAACGGUAGCGACCACCAUCUCCACUGUACUGCCCAGUGAUCAGGUUUCGGGGACUUACAUUGUGGAGACGCCUUCUGCUGCACUUCCCUCCAGCAAUUUUGCCAGCUCGAGCCCUGCUGGCUCAAGUCCUGCUGCAUCUACUUCCACCUUGCUUGGCAGCUCGAAUUCUGGGAUCGCUCUAGCCACUUCUUCUGAUGUCUCGAGUUCCGGCGCUCUUCUACCCAGCGUCACUGGCUUUUCGAGCUCUGCUGCCAGCUUGCCUGGUGCUUCUAGCAGCUCGACCUCUGGUGCUAUUUUGCCCAGUGUCUUUGGCCCCUCGAGCUCGGCUGCUGUCUCCUCCAGUGCCUCUGGCAUCUCAACCUCAGCUGCUCUCUUGCCUAGCAUCUUUAGCAGCUCGCUCUAUGCUGCGCCUUCCUUGCCAUCAACGAACUCAAUCUCAGGCUCUGAGACUUACGUCACGGUCACACGGCCUUGGACAGGCACUUCUCCCAUUUUCAGUCCGACUAUUGUGUCUACGAUUCUUCCAAGCAAUGGCCAACCAGGAACAUAUAUCCAGGAGACCCCAGCGAGUCUGCUUGGACAUGUCACCUCAACUCGCGGCGUGUACACUGGACAAGAGCAAAUCACCGCAGCGACGACCGUCAGCACUGUUUUUCCAAGCCAGGGCGCUUCUGGCCCUGUUUCAGGGACAUACAUAGUCGAGACGCCGUCACCUUUCAUCUCUGGAGCGUCCUCUACGACCGCGCCAUCAAGUUCUGGGCAGGAAAGUUAUGUGACUUUAACAAUAGCGUACUCAGGCUCCUCAAGCCUGACCGCGCCGCUGACAUCCACAAUCGCUCAACCUUCAGCUGGAAACCCGGGUACAGUCCAGAUUCAAACUCCUGCUCGAUACGUUACAUCCACACGAGCAUAUACGGGAACCAUCCCCAUUACCGCAGCAACAAUCGUGACGACGAUCCAGGGCAUGGGUUCAGAUCCAAACACGAUUGUAGUUGAGGAACCAUCGCCGAGCGGCGCCUCUUCGUGCGCACCGAACAGCAACGGCAACGUAACAAGCGCGAACGGCAAUUCUUACACCGUCAGAUGUCAAGCUGAAACGGAUGGAUCUUCUCUGGGCUCCAGGCAGGCGACUAUUGGAUUCAAUGACUGCUUCGACUUCUGCGAUACCACUUCUGGAUGUCUUACUUUCACUUUCAUCGGAUCUGGUCUGAUUAUCGAAGAAGGUCCUGGAGAAUGCCAACUCAAAGGCGCUGCGGCGUCUGACCCGACCUUCACUUCAUUCAAUGUGAAUGCAGUCUCCGCUGUCCGCUCCGGAGGUGUCUCGCCGGGUCCUUCAUACUAUGUCACAACAAUGCGACCUGGUACCAAUCCAGGCCUCAUCGUUAUCGAAUACCCUACCAGCUCAUCACAAGCGUUGACAGCGUCAGCCACUUCGGCGGAAGCAUCGAGCACUUCAGCCAGCUCUUCGGGACUCUCCUCGACAAGCGUUCCGUCGUCUAGCUCUUCACAGCUCUCCAGCACAACAGAAGCAUCGACUGCAUCAGCUACUUCAGCGGAAACAUCGGGUACUGUGGUCAGCUCAUCACAAGCGCCACCUCCUGGAUACGUUACCUCAACUUCCUAUGGCCCAUUUGCCGGCACCACAACGCUCACUUCCAUCCCGUACAGCGGCACAAUCUCAGGCACGAUAAUCUUAGGCAUCCCGGAAACCUCGCAGGCGAACUACUACAUCACGUCGACGAGCUAUGGAUCCUUCCCUGCAACAACUGUCUUGACCUCAGUGGCUCCUAGCGGCACUCACCCAGGCUCGAUUUGGGUGGGCAUACCGGAAAUACCGACUCCAGGAUAUCAAACCAGCACUUCUUGGGGGCCGUUCAGCAGCCCUACCACCUUGACCUCUAUCGCUCCGAAUGGGCAACAGUCAGGUACCAUAAUUGUGGGCCAGCCAUGGACGGAUACGACGGUAAGAAUUCUUCAUCUAUUCACCAGAAAGCUGUACUAA